AUUUAAACCGUGGAAGUGGCGUCGGAAAAAGAAAUCUGAAAAGUUCGAGGCAACUUCAAGGAGCCUGGAGCGCAAGAUCUCAAUGCGAGCAUCAAAAGAAGAGCUCAUUCAACGUGGGGUGUUGCGAGCCCAGGACUUCAGCCCGCCUCUCGGCACCACCUCACACGAUGUCAACUCAGUCAACAAGCUCGGCAAAAUUGGUUUCGCUAGCAGUGAUGGCAAUGCCGCUCUGUCCGUGCUGGCCCUGCCCGAGCUAGGCGUUGUAGACGAAGGCGGUCACUUGGGUCCCCUAAGCAGUAUGAGUGGCUUAGGAAGUCUGACUGGGGGCGUUGGUGAGGUGGGCCUGAUUCCUCCCCCCCCAAUGUUUUCUAACGAUACGUCCCCCGCUCCUUCGCCGACGUUGCCUCUUCGGAUUGCCCAACUCACCUCUAGUCUAAACCUCAGGUUUUCCCAAAUGCAGCAGCAACAACAACAGCAGCAGCAACAAUUACAAGGAGUUCCUCAACAGAGGGAUUCUCCAACGACAGGAGGAUCUGGUCUUCCGGGAGCCGUCCUUGGCCAACAACAACAAGUUGCUUCGCAGCUUUCAAACGGCUCGACAAAUGGCCCUGGCACUGAGUGCGUCAUUGGGAAAGUGGCAGGUCUCUCGGGCCAGGGCGGAAUGUCGUCUGUGGAUUGCCCCUCAGUGGUACCGCCGCCCCCCGGAGAGACGCCUAAAGAUAACGAUGACCCUGACGAUGGGGGCUUUUCCAACUACAGCAGUAAGCACCAGGGCCUACAGCAGCAACAGCAGAGCUUUAUACUUCAGCAGCAGCAGUCGCAUCCUCAACAGGUACAAUUCAUGGUGCAUCAGAUGCAACACAUGCAGCUUUCGCAGGUGGCUCCGGGUGGCCAACAGACGCAGGUGCUCCUUCAAGCACAACAACAACAGCAACAACAACAUUUGCAGACUCAGCACGAGCGACUGGCUAGCUUUUCUAACCUGCAGCAGCAGCUCCAGCAGCAGAUGCAAACCCAGCAACAACAGCUGGAGCAGCAGCAGCAGCAGCAGCAGCAGCAGCAACAACAACAACAACAACAACAACAACAACAACAACAACAACAGCAGCAGCAGCAGCAACAGCAGUCAGCAGCCUCUACCUUUAAGCCUCUUCAACAUAACGAUGAAGAGGCUGACAAGGAAGAGGCAGCACGUGGCUCCCCUUUGCCCCCAUUGGGUACUCCCACGGGAGGCCCACCGGCGUCCGGGGGCAUCCAGUCGAUGGGUAGCGUGCCCCGCAAGUCUGCCCUUAAGAAGACCACUUCUGCACUGGCUGUCGGGUCCGGCUUAGCGGGAGCCGGUGGGUCCCCUAAACUCAGCAAUGGACAGGGGGGUGCAGGCCUUCCUGGAUCGAAUCCUGAGAGUCCCACUGUGGCGCAGCAGCCGCUUGUAACGGCACUGAGCCUCGCCCAACUUCGAUUACGACCAACAAAUUCUGGCAAUGCAAUAGGAUCGAGCUUACAAAAUAGUAAUGGAGUGCCAUUCGGCAAGGCGCCACCGUCAUAUAGUGCUGCAAUGCAGGACAAAGAGAACAAGUCAUCUGGAGCAGGAGGAGGGGUUAAUCAGACAGGGGGUCAAGGCGGGAGUCUCCCACUAAAGCCGCCGCCUCCGUAUCCUGCCGUGUUGGCGCGUUUUAAUUCGGUGGCUUCGAACGCCGACAGUGAUGACGAAGAUGAUCCCGUAAAAUGGAGAGAUUAUUAUGGUGAUGAUGAACAAGGACGGUUGCAGGCAAAGAUUGCCAGGAAGGAUUCACUUGCGAUGAAACUCGCUCAAAGACCUGACAAGCAAGAGCUGAUUGAACGCAAUAUUUUGAAGGAUGAAAGCUAUUUUCGGGAUCGGGCGGCGACUCGGGAGGCGCUCAGUGGUAAGUUGACGCGCAGAUUGAGCCUUCGGCCGACGGCAGAAGAACUUGAACAGCGCAAUAUCCUCUACCAGAAUACACCUGAGGAGCGGCUCAAGGAAAAGGAUAUGAAAAAAAAGGUGCUCAUUAGAAAGCUGAGCUUUCGUCCGACGAUUGAGGAGCUUAAGGAGCGUAAGAUCAUUCGUUUCAACGAUUACGUCGAAGUGACGCAGGCGCAUGACUACGAUCGCAGAGCGGACAAGCCGUGGACGAGGCUUACGCCUAAGGACAAGGCAAUGAUCCGUAAGGAACUCAAUGAGUUCAAGGCGCAGGAGAUGGAGGUUCAUGAAGAAAGCCGACACCUGACGAGAUUCCAUAGGCCAUAAAGGCCAGUGGUGUGAUAUUAGAUGUGACCAGAAAUUGCUAGGGAGAAAACGAUACAGAGAGAAAGGAUGAAGAAUAGGCCAAGGCGACAGAUAAAAUGGCUGGAUGGGAGACGACACUUUCAGCGUACAUCGGAGUUCGUCAUGCGUUUCACUAGAGUCUUGAAACUGUGACAAGUAUGGGGGCAUUGUAUAUUAUUGUAACGACAGGCACAUCCUUAACAAACGGAUCGCUACCGCUCUCGAUAGCCUCAGUUCGGUCCUGAUGAAAUCCGUUUGCAUACAAACAGACACACGUGCAGGUUCGCAUGCAUCCGAGAAGUGAUUGUAAUAUACAAAUACACCCAGUUUCCCACCCAGGCUUUUGGGUCAGCGGCGAGCAAAAAACACUUAAUUUCUCUUACCCUGACAACCAGCUGUACCGCUGUGCGCUGACGAAAAUCUAAACGAUGAUCAACUUCUAACGACACCAGUCAUUAGUAAGCCGAUUUAGAGAAGCUUCUUGCUGUGGUGGCAGCUGCCUAGCAAACUGUAGAUCGCCGUUUGAGCAUUUUGUUAAUUAUUAUUGCUGUUAAUGUAUUGAUCAAUUAGCACGCAUCCUCGGUGUAUUGCUGCUGCUGGUGCUGCUGGUGCUGCUGCUGCUGCUGCUGCUGCUGCUGCUGGUGCUGCUGCUGCUGCUGCUGCUGCGGACCGCCAUUAACAAUAGCGACCAGCACAAAUGUAUAUUACUUUUUUGACCUUUAUUUUCGUCUACCUCUUUAAGGAAAAGGACUGAUCAGUAGAUGCCUGUAAUCACUCGUGUACAUUUGCUCAUUAUCAACACAGAACUAAAUCAGACAUAGAGCUAACGUAAAAAAGGAUUGUUCGAGCAGAAUUAUGAGCACAGUUCAUGCUGCUGUAGUUAUUUCUGUUACUGUUUCUAAAGUUAAAGGUGCCGAAGCCAAACAUCUGCGUCAGACAUGUGAGAGCGAUGAUAUCAGUUACAUUUUUGUAGGCAGUAUCUGUUGCAUGUGCUGAUCUGUGUCAACGUACGAAUUAUUCGUACGACGUGGAACAUAUUAUUUCUACGCUCUGACCUAUGAUAUAUAUAUAUAUAGACGUAAACAGUUGUGCAGCGAUGCAAGUGAUCUGCAGUCAUUCAGGACGGUCGAGCAACUGAGGAUUGUUAUAAUAAGCGAAGGCAGAAAGGGGCAAAUAUCGAGGGUGUGGAUCGAGGGCAAGUGUAAGAUGUGAGAAAUCGUUUUCCAGAAUACGCGCAAUGGACGUCAGUUAUUAUUACUAUUAAACACCAAGCAAUAGUAAAUCGCAGCGCACUGACAGAACAACCCGUUGUGAAGAAAGAAACAACAAUCGCACCCAAUAAUGAUAAUACUACAAGCUGUAUCCAUGUUUGAAAACGUAAAGACUGACACCCGCAUUCAGCCAUCCUCUAAUAUCAGUUUAUACGAAAAGCUCCAAGCUCAUCUUUAUUGCAUUCUGAUAUGCUGCAGCUCAACUGGUUUCCACGAGGUCCGGUGGCACCAGAAAAGGCGGCCACUAAACUUGUUUUCCCCUUAUUUCGAUAACUGACAAAAACAAAGCAUUAUGCUGCCUGCAUUAAAUUCUAGACUAGCUACAGUUGCAAACGAACCUAUUGAUUGAUUGAUUGAUUGAUAUCGUAUCGAACGGUCGGUAGAGCGUUAUCAACAAACCGAUUAACUGCCGAAAAAUGACGGUAACAACUACAAUUAAUAAAGGCUGUACUGGCUAAAAUAUGGAUAGCGUUAACGUUUACGGCUCUAAAUAUUAAAAAAAGCUUACGUUUGUCAUUUGUUCGACUCUUGAUAGGAAAAGACACGUCGUCCUAUCCUCGAUAGCCAUACUCCCUGAUAAUACCGCCUCUGAAAACAACAGUGUCGGAUUUACCACCCAGUUGUUCUAGUGAUGCACCAGCUACACGACGACAACGAUUGUAACAAUAACAUGUGUCACCAUUACUACAGCUACUAUUCCAACGACACUAGGUAAAACUAGAACCCCGGAUCAUUCAACGAUCCAG
Varroa destructor (honeybee mite) is the source of this 4301-nucleotide messenger RNA. RefSeq lists its product as uncharacterized. Gene Ontology annotation, biological process: actin cytoskeleton organization. Lineage: Eukaryota; Metazoa; Arthropoda; Arachnida; Mesostigmata; Varroidae. The record is from RefSeq and is a predicted model, not a curated record. Gene Ontology annotation, molecular function: actin binding.